Messenger RNA from Geodia barretti, 743 nucleotides. Lineage: Eukaryota; Metazoa; Porifera; Demospongiae; Tetractinellida; Geodiidae. The record is from the annotation of a GenBank genome assembly.
AAUGUGACAUUCUGUAGGGAGCUUCCUACAAGGGGGACUGUGAAACGGAAUCAAGUGAGAGAGCAAAGGCUGCUGGGAAGACGGAUUCACUGAAGAAAACUGCAGAAUACACAUCAGAAGCGAUGGUACAGAAGCUAAAUCAAGAGCUGGAAACUCUAAGGCAUGAGUUCUACCAGUUCCAAAUGAGAGCUGAUGCGGAGAAGAAGUCUGUGGAGCGCCAACUGGCCAAGGCUAAGCAUGACCUGAGUACCAUCCAGGGCCACUGCAAAUCCCAGAGUCAGCGGGUGCAAGCCUUACAAGACACUGUACAGGAUUCAAAUCAAGAAUAUGUCAAUUUUCCACCUGGUUCCUCCAUAUCCAGACCAAUGGCCCUGUCACCUGUGGAGAAACUUCCCUCAAACAAGGGCCCCAUACCAACUCCACGUUCUGUUAGUGUCGACCCCAGCAGAAGAGGAGGAGGUGGAGGUGGACUAGCUGCUCCAGACCCACAUCAACAGAGCCUUAGCAUGCCUCCCAUUCCAGUGAAAGGAGAAGAGGAUGAAGAGGAUAUCUCUCACGGGCUUGAGGAUGACAUUCACAGCAGGGCCCUGGAGGUUGUGGAGACCGGGAGAGAGUUUAGAUUAUUGUGACAGUUUAAAAACAGUACUUACAGGUGUAGCUACCUAUAUAGCAGUGGUUUGCAGGUCUGGCAGUUUGAAAAACACGAGGCUUACACAAUACUGUGAAAAUAAUUUUGUUUCAGU